AUGCCGAGGAAAAAACAGGAGAAAUUAGUAGAAGAUGAGGAGGAGUUUGAGGUUGAUGAACCAAGUGAAGUAGAAGAGCUUGAAAAUAAUGCCACUGACGACGACUGGACACCGGCAGAAGAAGAGAAGAAGUCUGGCAGACCACAGAGGGCAGCAAGAGCUCGAAAGCCUGUCAAAUUACUCGAUGGCAAAACCACAUCUGACGAAGAUGACGAAGAAGAUGAUGAGGAAGAGGAGGAAUCGAGAGGUACCAAAAGAAAGAGGGGAGGCAAUACAGCUAUCAGGGGAGGAGGAGGGCGAGGUCGAGGUAGAGGAAGAGCACCCGUAACUCAAAAGAAGGCCAAAACAGAUGAAAAUGGAAAGGGAAGGGGGAAGAAGAAGAGUACCACAGAAGAACAACCAGAAGGAGAGGCUGAAGAGGACGAAAUGGAAGACGUUGAAGACGAAGAAGGCCUGGAGGAUGAAGAAGACAGCGUUUCUGAAGAGGAAGAAAGCGAUGACGAUAGUGAGGCAGAAGAUGUAGAAAUACCUCCGGAAUUUAGGUCUGGAAAAUUUGUUUUAUUAAAAUCUGACUUUGAUAAUAAAGAGGAGAAUUAUCCUUUAUGGAAAAUUGAUGGGAAGUCGUUACUUCAGAAAUUCGACAAAUUUGUCCACAAUGGUGAAGAAUUAUAUAAAGGAACAACCAUUUAUGCUGGUUGGUCCAAGGCUGUAAUAAACACGUAUUACCCUAUCACGGUCGAACACAGGACAGUUGGAGCUGGAGGAGAAACCACUGUUAAAUUUGAUUCAUCACAAAUUACGCCCGAAAUGCAGGCAGCACACAAAGAUGCCAGCACGGCGUCUAAAUCAACGCCAGGCACCGCCUCAGGAACUGACCAGGAGAAACCCGCCGAAGAAGAAGGCGAGGCAACAGCGGUUGCUGCGGAGGGAGAUGGAGAGCCAGAAGAGUAG
Molecule: messenger RNA, 951 nt
Organism: Nezara viridula (southern green stink bug)
Lineage: Eukaryota; Metazoa; Arthropoda; Insecta; Hemiptera; Pentatomidae
Source: the annotation of a GenBank genome assembly